Messenger RNA from Pseudonaja textilis, 1472 nucleotides. It is a transcript of the gene GLIPR2, whose product is annotated as GLI pathogenesis related 2. The record is from RefSeq and is a predicted model, not a curated record. Lineage: Eukaryota; Metazoa; Chordata; Lepidosauria; Squamata; Elapidae. Gene Ontology annotation, cellular component: extracellular region.
GAAGAAUGUUUGAUUACAAGGGAGCUUCCACUUUAGAAAAAGGAAAAAAAAGUCUUUAUUCCUUAUAUGGCAUCAUUAGACUAUUGAGCACUGUGAAUGGAUGAUUGUCCUUUAUUAUGCAUGGUUGUUUCGUGCAGUCAAGGAGCUCAGAACACUACCAGGAAAUUACAGCCAGUUUCUAGCAAAAAGUAGCAUUUAAAGGAGAAGCAGAUUCUUUAAAUCCACUACCAGAAAAUUGCAAUUAGUUUCUAGCAAACGGGAGCAUUUAAAGGAGAAUCAGCUUUUUAAAUCAAGAACAUAAAUAUGGGGAAAUCAGCCUCCAAGCAAUUUUCAGAAGAAGUCUUAAGAGCCCACAAUGACUAUAGGAAGAAGCAUGGCGUUCCUUCACUAAAACUCUGUAAAAAAUUAAAUAGAGAAGCACAGCAGUAUUCAGAAGCACUUGCUAGCACAAGAAUCCUCAAACACAGUCCUGAAUCUAGCAGUGGAAAAUGUGGAGAAAAUCUAGCAUGGGCUUCAUACGAUCAAUCAGGAAGUGAAGUAGCUGACAGAUGGUAUAAUGAAAUCAAGAAUUAUAAUUUCCAAAGCCCUGGAUUUUCCUCAGGGACUGGUCAUUUCACAGCAAUGGUUUGGAAGAACACAAAAAAGAUGGGAGUUGGAAAAGCAGCUGCAAGUGAUGGCUCCACAUUUGUAGUGGCUAGAUAUGAACCUGCUGGCAACAUUGUAAACUCUGGGCAAUAUGAACAAAAUGUUUUUCCACCAAAAAAAUAAUAAUCUAUAUGAAAAGGAGAUUGUUUUCAAUAGGUUAUAAAAAGAAAAUUGGGAGUUCACCUGAUUAUGUUGGAUAAAUCACUGUUGAAUGGUACUUUAGUCUUUUAAUGAUUAUUUCAAGAAAUGUUUAAUAGUAGUUCUGCCUACAAAAUUAAUUUUUGUACAGAACCAUUCCUGAAACACAAUGAAAGAUAUAGUGAAAACACUGAAAGACAAUGACAAAAGCCAACAUAUGGAACAUACAUAUCAAGAAAUGUAAGAGCAAAAUAUAUUAAAAUAACAGUAUAAAAAUUAUAAUAUUUUGAUAUUAAAAUUCGCAAAUAUGUUUUAGAGUGUUUAUAUAAUUUCAUAUUUCUACAAAAUCCCUUCUCUAAAAUAUAUUUGCAAACUUUAAUAUCCAAUUAUCAUAUUUUAAUACUGUUAUUUCAAUAUAUUAUAUUUUCAAGGAUUUCUAAAAAGAGGAAAGACUGAUUUUAUUUGCCUACAAAUACUAUUCAUCCCCACAGGGAUUGAUUGUGUGGCAACAGUUUUAAAUAUGCUAGUCUGAAUGCAUAUGAAAAAUAGCAAAUGUCCUAACAUAAAUUGCAUGAAACUAUUUAUCUGGUGCAUCCAUCCAGUGUUUGUAGAUAAGCAUGGACUGGCAUAGUAGGUGGUAGGCAUUCAGAAAAUAUAACUAUUUUCACAGAGCAUAGAACCGUUGGACU